AUGUCGGGGCAGAAAGGAAAAGCAGCUAGAAAAGCUGGAAACAGCGGCAGAAAGCCGGAGACAGUGCAGGAUGAGCGUUUGCAAGCCAUCAUACUGACAGAUUCUUUCGAGACACGAUUCAUGCCGCUCACGGCAGUGAAACCUCGGUGCUUACUCCCAUUAGCCAAUGUGCCUCUAAUUGAGUAUACCCUGGAGUUUUUGGCCAAAGCCGGCGCUAGCGAAGUGUACCUCAUGUGUGCCUCGCACGCAGACCAGAUCAGCGACUAUAUCGAGAGCUCCAAGUGGAACAUGCCUUGGUCGCCCUUCCGCGUGUCAACAAUCAUGUCUUUGGAAUCCCGGUCUGUGGGUGAUGCUAUGCGUGACUUGGAUAACCGCGGCAUCAUAACCGGGGAUUUCAUCCUGGUUAGUGGAGAUUUAGUCACCAAUAUGGAGUUCGACAAGGCACUCGAUUUCCAUCGCAAAAAAAAGGCAGAAGACAAGGACCACAUUGUGACCAUGUGUCUCAGCAAAGCCAGUCAGUUCUUCAGAACCCGCUGCCACGAGCCCGCGGCAUUCAUCUUGGACAAGUCCAACGACAAGUGCCUCUACUACCAAGAUAUACCACCCGACAACUCCAAGCAUAAGACUUCGCUCGCAAUCGACCCAGAGUUACUUGAUGGCGUGGACGCAUUCAAACUCCGCAACGAUUUGAUAGAUUGCCACGUUGACAUUUGCUCUCCACUCGUUCCUGCCAUUUUCCAAGAGAAUUUCGAUUACCAGUUUUUGAGAAGAGACUUUGUCAAAGGUGUCUUGACCAGUGACUUGCUCAAGAAAAGCAUAUAUGCAUUUAUCACAGACGAAUAUGCCGCUCGGGUUGAGAGUUGGCAAACAUACGAUGCCAUUUCGCAAGAUUUUAUUGCCAGAUGGUGCUAUCCCAUGGUUCUGAACUCGAACCUCUUGGAUGAUCAAACAUACUCCUACGAAUCUGAGCACAUUUACAAAGAGAAAGACGUGGUUUUGGCCCAAUCUUGUAAGAUCGGCAAACGCACCGCCAUAGGUUCGGGUUCUAAAAUUGGGGAAGGCACGAGGAUAGAAAACUCCAUAAUCGGCAGAAACUGUCGCAUUGCUGAAAACAUCGUGAUAAAGAAUAGUUAUAUCUGGGAUAACACCACUAUCGGCAGCGACUCGGUGAUAGAGCAUUCUCUUGUUGCGUCAGGCGUCAAGAUCGGAUCCAAGGUUGUGCUAAAUGACGGCUGUGUUAUUGGCUUCAAUGUGAUCAUCGACGACCACAUGGAGAUUCCCAUAGGCACUAGAUUAUCCGAAACCUGUGUGGAGAAGCAAGCAUCGCAAUUUUUGGACAGUGAGCCCUACAGCGAUGACGAAGCAUCAGAGUCUGCAACCCCAUUAUCAGACGCAGAGCCGGCUCUAGAGCUGGUCGGCGAUCAUGGUGUGGGGUACGUAUAUGAUAGCGAUGACGCAGAAGACGAGGACAACAGCAGUGUUCUAGACAGAGUCACGAAUGCUCUAACAUAUCGCUUUGAUGACAUGUACUUGAGUGAUAGUUCCAUUUCAUCUGUUGGCGCAAAGCAUAAAAAGAAGCGCAGAAUGUCCACGAAUAGUGCGUAUACGGACCGUGAAGACGACUACGACGAUGAUGUUGAUUACGAUGAAGAGGAGGAUUUUGCCGUUGAGGCCGUUGCAACGGUGGAGAGAGCCAUGGAAAACAACCACGACUUGGACACUGCACUCUUGGAACUGAACACUUUAAGAAUGAGUAUUAACGUGACGUAUCAUGAGGUGAGGUCUGCAACUGUAGUAGCGCUUCUGAGACGGGUAUACCAUUUCAUUGAGACGCGAACGCUAGGCCCCAAGGAUGCCGUUCAAAAGGUGUUCGCGCAGUGGGGCCAAUUGUUCAAACGCCAGGCGUUCGAUCAAGAGGAAUUCCUGGACUUAGGGAACCUGCUAUUGGAGAAAACCGUGGCUCAAGGGUUCGAGAAACCAGAAUUUAUUUUGUUCAGCGCGCUAACGUGCUUGUACGAUAACGAUAUUCUGGACGAAGACAUAGUUUACACCUGGUGGGACCAAGUUUCUCAAGACUCGUCAUACGACCAGGCAAAGACGCUGAUUGCCAAGUGGAUAGAUUGGCUCAAGACUGCUGACGAGGAGUCUAGCUCCGGGGAAGAUUCCGAAGAGAGUGACAGCGAGUGA
Lachancea nothofagi CBS 11611 is the source of this 2187-nucleotide messenger RNA. Lineage: Eukaryota; Fungi; Ascomycota; Saccharomycetes; Saccharomycetales; Saccharomycetaceae. The record is from the annotation of a GenBank genome assembly.